UAUCGACUAGUCUGCUGUCGGCCCAGUCGCGUCACUCUGCAGGAGCUUGACAAGAGGCUGCUACGGACAUCAUUUGCAAUUCAAACUUGAGUUUAAGAGUGAAGAGGAAGCCAUGUUGAGGCUGAUCUUUGUGGCUGCUCUCGCCGGUUUCUCCCGGGCCAGUGAUGUGAUCGACUACACGGACGAUGACUUCGAGAGCAGGAUCGGAGACCACAGCCUGGCUCUGGUGGAGUUUUUCGCCCCAUGGUGUGGCCAUUGUAAGCGACUAGCACCCGAGUACGAGGUAGCCGCCACACGUCUGAAAGGCAUGGUAGCUCUGGCCAAGGUCGACUGCACAGUCAACAGCAACAUAUGCAGCAAAUAUGGUGUCAGUGGAUACCCCACCCUGAAGAUCUUCAGGGAUGGGGAGGAGUCUGGUCCCUAUGAUGGUCCCAGAACAGCAGAUGGGAUCGUCAGUUUACUGAAGAAGCAGGCCGGUCCGGCUUCUGUCGAGCUCAAGGCUGAAGCUGACCUGCUCAAGUUCAUCGAAAGCCCAGAUGCUGGUGUUGUCGGGUUCUUCGCUGACGACAAGAGCACGGCACAUACGGAGUUCCAGAAGGCCGCCAACGCCCUGAGGGACAACUACCGCUUCGGCCACACAAACUCCGAGGAGCUCCUGACGAGCAACGACGUGGAGGCCGAGGGAGUCGUCCUGUUCCGUCCAAAGAGACUCAACAACAAGUUUGAGGACAGCUCGGUGAAAUACAGCGGCGAUGUGUUCACCAGCAACAAAAUCAAGAAGUUCAUCCAGGACAACAUUUUUGGAAUCUGCCCCCACAUGACAGACGACAACAAAGACCAGCUGAGGGGGAAGGACCUGCUGGUGGCUUAUUAUGAUGUCGACUAUGAGAAGAAUCCAAAGGGCUCCAACUACUGGAGGAACAGGGUGAUGAAGGUGGCCAAGAAAUUCCUGGACGACGGCAAGAAGCUGAACUUCGCCGUGGCCAACAGGAACACGUUCAACCACGAAGUGUCCGAGUUCGGCCUGGACGGCGGCUCAUCUGAAAUACCCGUUGUGGCCCUCCGUACCGCCAAGGGAGACAAAUACGCCAUGAGCGAGGAGUUCACUCGUGACGGAGCCGCUCUGGAGCGUUUCCUGGACGAUUACUUUGACGGCAAGCUGAAGAAGUACCUCAAAUCCGAGCCCAUCCCCGAGAACAACGACGGACCGGUCAAGGUCAUCGUGGCUGAGAACUUUGACUCCAUCGUGAACGACGACAGCAAAGACGUGCUGAUCGAGUUUUACGCUCCGUGGUGCGGACACUGCAAGAGCCUGGAGCCCAAAUUCAAAGAGCUGGGAGAGAAGCUCGCCGAUGAUCCCAACAUCGUUAUCGCCAAGAUGGACGCCACAGCCAACGAUGUGCCAUCUCCAUACGAAGUCAGCGGUUUCCCCACCAUGUACUUCGCACCAGCCGGCAGUAAGACGAGCCCGAAGAAAUACGAGGGAGGUCGCGAGGUGAGCGACUUCGUCAACUACCUGAAGAGGGAGGCAACCAACCCGCUGGUGGUGCAGGAGGAGGAGGCCAAGAAGAAGAAGAAGAAGAAGUCAGAGCUAUAAAAGCUCCCAACAAGAACUUCAACAUCCCCCCCCCCCCCCCCCCCCCCCCCCCUCGCUCACAAACCGGAGGAGGAGAAAUUUGGAAAAUCAUGGAAAGAACUGAAAUUAUAUUCCACUCUUAGUGAACUACCAAAUGCUCUGAGGCCCAAUCAAAGGGGCGCGGCUCCUCCCUCUAGGUCCUCUGCUGCUCUGGGAAAACUGUGGAGAGGUGGUGGCCAGGGCCUGCCCGAUGUCUAAAAACAAAAACAAAUUUUUAGGGAAGAGGGGACAGCUUUUGAAAAAAAUUGAGAUUUUUAUUUCCCCGGGUCUGUCUACCACACCUCAGGCUGAUGCACUUUGGUUAGACUCCAGUCUCCGGUCAUCUGUCGCUCUGAUUUUUGUUGUCGUUGUCACGGGGGAUAUUGGUAGCGGUGAAUUCCUUUCUAUUUUUUUUUUUUUUCUUCAUUUUUGUUUUGUUAAUCGUCUUUGUUUUUGUACAUUUGGAAGGAUUGUGAAAUAAAAAGGCCCACAAAACCAAAACAGGCUGUAUGAUCUCAUUCAUGAAUCUCAGCGUCUGGACUGUUCUGCCUCGAAAUAGCUCUAAACUAAUGAUCCCUUUUAGUCUGUCAGGUCGGUCACUAUAACUUCCUGCAGUGUAUCAGAUCUCUUGGUCCAUCUAAUUACAGAAAGAGUCCAUGUGUCCAGAUCCUAAGGUCUUCAUGUACCUUUGUUUUGCUUUGUUCUAGCCUGGUGGUUGUGUGCAGAGGCUGUAGUGGGUUUGAGUUCGACCUCGGACCUCUGCUGCAUGUAAAUGGUUAAUGGACUUGAGCUUGUAGAGCGCUUUUCUAGUCUUCUGACUACUCAAAGCAGGUCACACCUACACAUUCACACACUGAUGGUAGAGGCUGCUAUGUAGAGUGACCAUCAGAAGUAACUAAUCCCAUUCAUACACUGCCAAAGAAGCAGCGGGAGCAACUUGGGGUGAAGUAUCUUGUUCAAGGACACAUCAGACAUGUGGCUGCAAGAGCUGGGGAUUGAACCCUCGACCUUCUGGUUGGGAGACAACUCACUCAACAACUGAGCCACAGCCUUCAAACAUCCUUUAAAAAAAUAUUUCAGCAUAUUUGUUUUGUCCAAUCAAUUUAAAUUGUCCAUAUGUGUAUUGUUUUUUUUUGCAUUAAAUUACGAGGUAUUCUUACAUCCCUACUAAAAAUCCUUUAGUGUAGAGGCCAAAUCAAAAAAAGUUUCUUACACUUGACGUCUUCAUCUUUGAAAAA
Molecule: messenger RNA, 2853 nt
Organism: Labrus mixtus (cuckoo wrasse)
Lineage: Eukaryota; Metazoa; Chordata; Actinopteri; Labriformes; Labridae
Gene: pdia3
Product: protein disulfide isomerase family A, member 3
Exons: 13
Coding region: 113-1597 (494 amino acids)
Biological process (GO): response to endoplasmic reticulum stress; protein folding
Cellular component (GO): cell surface; endoplasmic reticulum
Molecular function (GO): protein disulfide isomerase activity
Source: RefSeq, a predicted model, not a curated record